GGUGCGUAUUACGUAAGGUGGCGAUUUGAUUUCAAACUACCAACAGAACUGGUACUUUGCUAUCAGUCUCUUAGAUGGAUGGACAUGGAUGGGGAGCAACAAUUCAGCCUUCAUCAAGGCGUUAAACGCCUAACAAUGUCAGCUCGAGACAUCUCACAGGACCGACUCGUUGCGAUAUUUCAGGUGGUGCCAGACACUUUGUACCUAGAGGAUGACAUCACAGGGGAGACCUUUUUCCCGGACCAGAGAGGGCACUUUGGAACAGUUCGCAUGAGAGAUAGGGGCUCAUUUGCUGUGUUGGGGACAUUUAAAGAACAUGUUUUGGCAAGUUCCUCAUCUACUACACCAUCUUCUAGUUCGACGCCCACACAGCCCUGUCGCCCAUGGAUGAGCAGUGUCACGCACCCAACCAAACCUCAAAACCCAACUCCAAGAGCCAAGUCUGUCCGAAGACCAAUAUAUGUCUCAGAAGUGGACGAUUUUGGGAAAGUGUCAGAAUGCACUACCAUCCAUGUAACAAUCUCUGAGGGAGAAGGUGUGCAGGUGGUGGGGCAGACUGUACAAGCGUUCCUCAAUUCUGACGACAGUUACACCAUGUGUGAUAACAAAGGCGUCGCCUUGCCAGACACACCUGAGACAAGAGGCCUUGAGUUUUGGAAAAUGGCUACCAGGAAAUUCUAUGCUAUUCGAACAGAAGACCUGGCCAAAACCAAGUCUGGAAGGCUUGACACUACCAUCAAACGGAAGAGGGUCGAUCCAGGAGACAAUGAAGUGCUGGAGAGCCUGCAAGGUGUAGAACUGGAAAUAAAGAAGUCCUCUGCCCGAGUGUUUGAAGAAGUUGAUGGAAAAUUUGAGGAGCUAUCCAUUUCUCUUGGUAGCAUCAAUGCUAGUUUAUUGCAGGUCAUGGAACAAUGUGAAAUAUUAGGUGAAGUUAAGGAAACGGUGUGUGAGCUGUCUCAAUCUAGUGUUAUUAACACUUGCCUCCGACAGGCAGUAGCAUGUAAAAUCUGCACAAACACACCCACUACUUUGCUUGCCAUCACAGCAUGCUGUGGGCAGGUGGCAGGCUGUGCCCCAUGCGUGCAGACAUAUCUACAUGAAAAUGACACUUGUAUCCUGUGUCAGAUGCCCAUGUUUGCCAGUAAACUGGUAUUUGUGAGAUUUUUGGGUGAUGUUUUGGCACUACUGAAGUGAACUCCUCACAGUUGUUAAUGUGCACAAAUCGGUGUACCUUGUUAGUGAUGGCUAAAUCUUGUUCAGCAGAGAUGUCAUGUAAUUUAUUUGAGUAAUGGUAUGUUUGUGUUACUAUUGACCUUUGGUAUGGUUUGUUUGUGCUACUACAGACCUUUUUUUUGUUCAACCAUGUGUCUGAGAGCUUCUCUCUUAGUCAUAAUGUACAGGUAUCCCAUGUUCUUUUCCCCCUGUAUGGACAGUACCUGUAUGUACCUUUUUGUAAUGGCUACUAAAGUUUCUCAGAAGUAA
Molecule: messenger RNA, 1482 nt
Organism: Alosa sapidissima (American shad)
Lineage: Eukaryota; Metazoa; Chordata; Actinopteri; Clupeiformes; Clupeidae
Exons: 5
Coding region: 79-1194 (371 amino acids)
Source: RefSeq, a predicted model, not a curated record